Molecule: messenger RNA, 261 nt
Organism: Psilocybe cubensis
Lineage: Eukaryota; Fungi; Basidiomycota; Agaricomycetes; Agaricales; Agrocybaceae
Exons: 2
Coding region: 1-261 (86 amino acids)
Source: RefSeq, a predicted model, not a curated record
AUGCAUCCCAGAUCACACGAGUCUCGCGGAGCGAUCACAUUUUCUCAAGAAAUCUCCAAAGAAGCAGUGUUGUCAGGCACUUCCUUCGUGCGCACGGAUAAAGACAAUUCUCUCCGGUAUCCCAUUGUAGAAGUGUACCGAUCCCCUGACGUGGUGAACUAUUCAGUAGAUGUUGAAGCGGAUCAAGCACAAUAUUCGCAUUUUGGGAAAGUGGAUAUUAAAGUGGUAACGGAAGUGGAAACUGAUAAUAGUACACGGUAA